AUUGUUAUCGAUAAACGUAUGAAAAUUUAGAAAACCUAGUAGGCAAAAUAGAUAAAAUCAAUUGUUAGUUUAAAAAAUGGGGAUACUAAGAAAAACAUUAAAUUGGUAUGCUAAAUUAUCACCCAGUCGCGGUAUAGUAAAUCCUCCAUAUGAACACAUUGUGCAGAUAGGCGAUCCUAGGUUACGUAAAAUAUGCGAUCAAGUUCCUAUUGAGGCUAUAAAAACGAAUGAAAUUCAAAAAUUAAUUAUUAUAUUGGAACAUAUGCUUAAUAAGUAUGGAAGUGUUGGAAUGUCAGCUCCUCAGGUGGGCAUUAAUAAAAGAAUUUUCGUCAUGAGACACACUGCGAAGCAAAUUAAAUCCGAACUACCAGAAAUUGUGAAAAGCAGAAAUAUGUACGAAGUACCAUUCACUGUUUUCAUUAAUCCAGUUGUCAAAGUACUGGACUAUAAUAAAGUAAUAUUUCCUGAAGGAUGUGAAAGUAUAAAAUCAUUUCAAGCAGAUGUUGCAAGACAUCAAUCUGUUGAAGUAACAGGUUACAAUGAAGUAGGAGAGCAAAGCACACAACAGUACAGUGGCUGGCCGGCCAGAAUAGUUCAGCAUGAAAUGGACCACUUGAACGGCAAACUAUAUACUGAUGUUAUGGACAGAAAGACGCUACAGUGCGUAUGUUGGGAGGAAAUCAACUUGAGUAAAGGAAAGGUUGCUAUACUAUAUAGCCCAUAGAACAAUAAAUUAUUAUGUUAA
Messenger RNA from Colias croceus (clouded yellow), 745 nucleotides. Its product is annotated as peptide deformylase, mitochondrial-like. Gene Ontology annotation, cellular component: mitochondrion. The record is from RefSeq and is a predicted model, not a curated record. The transcript is spliced from 4 exons. Bases 77 to 724 code for a protein of 215 amino acids. Gene Ontology annotation, biological process: N-terminal protein amino acid modification; peptidyl-methionine modification. Gene Ontology annotation, molecular function: peptide deformylase activity. NCBI's taxonomy places the organism in Eukaryota, Metazoa, Arthropoda, Insecta, Lepidoptera, Pieridae.